UCCCCAAUCUGUGCCUCAUGGAGAAGCCGGCGGUGACCUCCGGGCUAUGCAUGCCGCGGAAUUUCAGUUGCAUCGCCGGUUUGUCAGGGAGCUUGGCCGAGGAGUAUGUCCUGGCCUCGAUGGGAGACGGGGAGAACUGCAAACGCCAGGGUCAGGCCGACAAGCAACGCAGCCGGGACGGAGCCAGCGGCAGCAACAAGACCCUGAGCCCCGGGCAGAGGAGACGGGCCAAGUCCCUGCCGGCUCCCGGGGGCCGAGCGGUCACCGUGCUGACCCGGGCAAGGAGCAAGAAGGUUCGCUUCGCCGACUCGCUGGGUCUGGAGCUGACCACCAUCCGCCACUUUUGCGACGCCGAGGUACCCCAUGUUCCCCAGAGGGUGAUGGCCAGGCUCCGGGAGCAACCCCCCGACCACCUGCUCAGCAACAAAAUGAUGGCCAUGUUUCUAGACAGUCCCACUCGCCUCCUGGAGCCCCUGUUCAGCAACCCGGGCAGCUCGCCUGAGUUCGAGCACAGGCUCCGGCACGACCGCGUUUGCCUGGAGAGCAUCUCCACCGACCAGUUCAGCGUCCUGGGGCUGGUCAGGGUGGUCAACAUCGCCUACGAGAAGCAGGUGACGGUCAGGUACACCCUCAACCAGUGGGACUCCUACAUGGACGUCGCUGCCGCCUACACCGAGCAGUCCGCGGACCGGAGCACGGACACUUUCUCCUUCAAACUGGUGGCCCCCGUCUUCCUAGACACGGGAGGCACCCUCCAGUUCGCCAUCCGCUACUUGGUGGCGGGCCGGGAGUACUGGGACAACAACAAGGGCUCUGACUACCAGGUAAGAAGCCACAAGUUCAAAAUCUCCCCACCUAAAGACUGGGAAAACGGCUGGAUCCACUUCAUUUGAAAAAAAAGGGACAAGAAGACGUUCCUAUCUCUACCAGAGCCUGUACUAUUAAUUUAGCAUGUCAUUUGUGUCCACGAUGAGAGAUGAGGUUGUAAUUUUGUUUCUGUUUCAAGCUCUUCAACUGUUAUCACUUUAAAAGAUGGACAUUAAUUCAGUUCUGUGUUUUUUUAAGAAAAAGGAAAGAACUGUUUUUAUUGGGAAAGUUGGUCACAAUUUUUUAAAGUCAGAAGUUGACUUGAGUUUGUUUUUUUGUUUGGGAAGGGAUUCCUGUGUUUCGCCAGCACUUUUCUGUUUUUUUUAAUUUUUGCUGAUAUUUAUGUGACCAGGUUUUCCUCAGCACCAAUGAGUAACAGGAAACCUAUGCAAAGGGAGGAAAAAUGAGGUCACAUCCAAUCUACAGCCAUAGAUCGAUAGAGAUAGGGGUUAGCUUCUGUUGCAGAAGCCAUCUUAGACGUGGAUAAUAUUUUUAACUCUUUUUUAAUGCACUUUGCAGUUCCAAAGUGGCACUUUCUAUUCAUUAUACAGAGACCAAUGUAGCUCAUUCUCAAAGCAUUAUGAGUAAUAGCAUUUUUAAAGGAAAAAAAAGUGUCUUAGUAAAACAUUUAGUUUUCACUUCCGCAAGCACGCUAUAAGUCACAUCAACACACACCAUGGAGCUAUUUCCUCUAGCCCUUAUCCCUUUCCAGUGACUGGCAGUAUUCCAGAGCAGUGACCUGAUUAACCUUUCAGUAUUGAGAAGGGCACUGUCAAGGAAUUAAAUAUCAUUCUUAGGGCUAAAGGGAUCAGAGGGUUUGGGGAGAAAGUGGGAACAUAGGAGUGAUUUGGAUGAUCAGCCCUGAUCAUAUUGGAUGAUGGAGCAGGCUCGAAGGGCUGAAUGACCGACUCCUACUCCUGUUUUCUAUGUUUCUAUAACAAUGGAGGUCAAAGCAAGUUGAUUAUAAUGACCUUGAGGAAGUUAGGAGAAGGGGAAGUGGUGUCAAAUGUAGAUUUGUUAGAUAAAAUUUUAAAGACUAGUGAAGUAAACAACCAGAGAAGCAAAUUGUAAAAAGAUUACAAUGGAUUCGAUUGUUAACCUAAUACUUUUUCAGUCAGACGACAGGUUUAGAUGUGGUAAAAUAAAAGGUAGGUGUUUUGAUUAGUCCAAGUUCUGGGACAUUUCCAUUUCUAGAAAUGAUAUGGUAAAGAACAUAACAGAUGAUAUUAGGAGUUCCAGAAUGUAAAAAAAAAUCAGCGUACAUAGAAAUUGUGGCCUGUUGCAAUGGUGUCGGUGGGGAAAGAGAACAGAAAACACGAUGCUGUGUACAUUCUUUGAUUAAGAUAUAAAUGUCUUUUCUAUGACUGGUUUUAAUUUAUUCGCUGUUAUAAUAUACAAACCUUCCCUGUAAACAAAUGUUUAAAUUCUAAAGAAAGGGAAACAUUUAAAGGUGUAUCAGUAUUAGUUUAACUCCAGAAGUAAUCUCUUAUUGCAGCAGAUGCUAUAUCUAUUGUCCUGGCUUGUAAAAUGGUCUGUUCCUUGCAACUUCCAUGCAAUGUCACUGUGUCAUUGUACAAACAUAAAGUGCACACUUGUGUGUGAUGAAUCUUCUGGAAAAUGCUGCAUGUUUUAUUUUUAACCCCUAUUUUGUGCUGGAAUGGCCUCAGCAUUGUUUAUACCUUUAUAUGAAAUUUGAUUCUGCCAUUUGUAUGAGGAAAUAACAUCAGAGCUAAAAUAACCAACUAUAUAUUAUACAUGCAUCUGUAGAUGGAGGUGAUUUUCUGAUGCAGUGAUAGUGUCUCUGCCAUCCGACCAGAAGCUCUGGAUUGAAUUCUCACUUAUUGGCCAUUGGAGAUGCUCUCUAGUAUGGUCAAGCAGCUUGAUUAUCAGCCUGUAAGUUCUUCCACUGUGCCUGAUGAUAGCUAGUAAGAGUUGGACAGUUUUCUGAUGAACCAUCCUGCAGAAGGCAAAUUACUGCUAUACUUUGCUGUUAAAUGUGGAGCAAUCCUUGGAGAUGAGGGCAGGAAAAAUGAUAGAAAGAGACUCAAGAAGAUGCACAUAGCAAAUCUAAAAAAAAAACUGCAGUAAGACCAAGUGGAUUUGGCCCGCUAUUGUGAGGAAUCGCUCACCUGCUGUAUUGUCAAUCAUGAAUAUUGUGAGGCUUAGCAAGGUGAUAGUGUGCUGACAGCAUCUUUCAUUUUAUUUUGUAAAUGUGAUAUACCUUUUAAAAUGAAAACAAUAUCCAUGUAGUUGAGAGGCAAAAGCAAAUAAGCUUGGAUAAUGUAUACAGAAAGUGCCGGAAAAGCUUAUCAGAUCUGGCAGCAUCUUUGGAGAGAGAAAAGCAAAAUUAACAAUUUGAAUCAAAUAUGAAGUUUUCCAGCACUAUCUGUUUUUAUUUCAGAUUUCCAGCAUUUACAGUGUUUGCGUUCAUUCAGAUAAGCUUAUUCUCAGUUUGCUUUUAGUGCUGCUCUUCAUUGGUUGUGAAGUAAUGUUGCUAGAUUAGUUCUGCUAGAUUAGUGUGGGUUUGAAUCCUGCCAUGAAAGCUGGUGGAACUUGAAUUCAAUUAAAAUCUGGAAUUUUUAAAAAAUGCUAGUCAAAUGGCACCAUGUAACC
Messenger RNA from Rhincodon typus (whale shark), 3480 nucleotides. Its product is annotated as protein phosphatase 1 regulatory subunit 3E. Bases 18 to 893 code for a protein of 291 amino acids. Gene Ontology annotation, cellular component: protein phosphatase type 1 complex. The record is from RefSeq and is a predicted model, not a curated record. NCBI's taxonomy places the organism in Eukaryota, Metazoa, Chordata, Chondrichthyes, Orectolobiformes, Rhincodontidae. Gene Ontology annotation, biological process: regulation of glycogen biosynthetic process. Gene Ontology annotation, molecular function: protein phosphatase 1 binding; glycogen binding. The transcript has a single exon.